Closterium sp. NIES-65 is the source of this 732-nucleotide messenger RNA. The record is from the annotation of a GenBank genome assembly. NCBI's taxonomy places the organism in Eukaryota, Viridiplantae, Streptophyta, Zygnematophyceae, Desmidiales, Closteriaceae.
AUGAUUGGGUGGCAGAGGGGCGGAGGCAUGGGGUGGCAGAGGGGCGAAAACAUUGGGUGGCAGAGGGGCGAAAGCAUUGGGUGGCAGAGGGGCGAAAGCAUUGGGUGGCAGAGGGGCGAAGGCAUUGGGUGGCAGAGGGGCGAAGGCAUUGGGUGGCAGAGGGGCGAAGGCACUGGGUGGGAGAGGGGCGAAGGCAUUGGGUGGCGGCGGCAGGUAGAGGGGCCCAGGCAUGGGGCGCAGGCAUGGGACGGGGCGCAGGCAUGGGACGGGGCGCAGGCGUGGGAUGGGGCGCAGGCAUGGGACGGGGCGCAGGCGUGGGACGGGGCGCAGGCGUGGGACGGGGCGCAGGCGUGGGACGGGGCGCAGGUAUGGGACGGGGCGCAGCUCCCUUUCAUGCCCAUAUCCCCCUUGCCCCCCCUUCCCUUCCGCCUCUCCCUCCCUCCCUCUCCUCCUCUCUCUCCCCCUUGGCCCACCCAACCCCCCCUCCCCUCACCCCCCCGCAACCCGCGGCCGCCCCGCAUGACCUGGCAGGUGGUGAUUGACACGUCAGCAGGGCACUGUGGCACGGCGUUUGACGUGGCGGUGGUGUCGCCGCUGUUUGAGGGCAAGAGGCUGCUGGAGCGGCACCGCAUGGUGAACAGUGCUCUCAGCGACGAGCUGCCGCACAUCCAUGCGCUGAGCAUCAAGAAGGCGUGGACUCCCGAGCAGAUGCAUGCUCAGCAGAGCAAAUAG